UCAAGCUGUCGGGAACGGGAGCUGUCGCGCGGAGAAGAAGCUUGAUCGGACGGCCCUGCACGCAUGCACCAAUCUCCAAUUGAAGACUCUUCCCACCUUCAGGAAGUGCAUAGGAUUUCCGGUCGGCCUUGGGCCAACUCAACCACCAAAUAUAGCUAGCUUUCGGCCUGUCUAUUAGCUAGGUCCACCAGGCCCCAUCUCAUAAACAAGGCCCACCAAGCCCACACCCGACGGGACGGCGGCGGCGGAGGCCGGAGAAGGGACAGCCGCACAGGAGUGGUUCGCGGGAAGUCGGAAGGGCGUAGCGGACGGACAUGGCGGAGCUCGCGGAUUUGGCGGCGGCGGCGGAGGCUCCGGCACCAAGCUUGCUGUCGCUGUGCCUGGACGCGGUCGCCGCCCAUCUCACCCGCGACAGCGCGGGCGUAGGCGCGGACCGAAAUGGAUGGGCAGGAGGCUGCUGCAGCGGCGGCGGUCCCGGCGAGUUCGCAGAAGAAGUCGGAGAGGAGGCGUACGACGAGCACAUGGGGCCGGAGCAGGUCGCGGAGGCGCUUCCCUGGGAGCUUCUGCACCGGCUGGCGUCCCGGCUCCCUCCCGCCGCUCUCGAGUCGCUCCAUCACGCCGCCCAUGCCGGAUGCUGCUCUUCUGCUAAUACAACUGCUGGACUUGGAGGGCAAAAUGGUGACAGACGUGGGAUAAAACGUUCAAGGUGCGAAGAUUUCAACACAGCUUGGCAAUCGUUGUUCAAACUUCGAUGGCCCCUUGGUGUUAAUGCUGGGCAUGAUAGUGUGGCCAUUGUGGAUUGGCAGCAACAGUACUGGGAAAAACAUUUACAAGAGUGCCUGGAUGAAGCUGCAGAGAGUGCCUUUCUUCCUUCUUUUUGUGGGGGUAUUAGUGAGUCGAGUAUAUCAGCUAAAAUCAUGAAUUUCAUCUACCGCAGUGAGGACAUCCCUCGACAGCAUUCAAGAUUAACAAAUCAUUUAAGCAGAUUUGGUUGCUACACAAGGUGCUUGAGACUGCAAGGUGUUCUUUGCACUGCAGAAACUUAUGACUUGCUUCAACAUUGCAAGCUGGAAAGAUUAAUGUUCAUAAGAAUUAUAUCAGAGCCUGAGGUUAGCAGUGUAUGUCUGCUUCUGAGCUGCCAUGCGGAGACACUGCUAUCUCUUGAAUUCAUCCACUGCCAGCUUUAUCCUGCUGUCAUGGAUAAAAUAUGCAAGGCUGUUUUGCAAGAGGGAUCUCAAAGCCAUGGAAUCAAACAAUUUAGUAUUAAAUCAUCGCGUAUCUGUGAAACCAAGCCUCUGACCAUCUCAGCUGGUCUGUUAAAGUUUCUGUCAUCUGGGAAGUCGUUGCACUUGCUGUCGCUCCAUGAUACUAAGAUGCAGUCAUCAUUUGCUCAAAUGAUUAUUCACACUCUCCUUGAGUCGUCAUGUGGUUUACAAACUCUCGAGAUAUCAGAAAACAAUAUUGCAGGCUGGCUUUCGAAACUGAACAGAAGUUCUACAAGCUCCUCAUUGGCACUGAAAUCAAAUAAUUCUUUGAACUCCCUGUCCGUUGUUAACCUGAGGGGAAAUAAUUUGCAACAGGAUGAUGUUGUAGAUCUUCACAAAAUUCUAAUACAAAUGCCUAACUUAAGAGAUUUGGAUAUAAGUGGCAAUCCAAUCAUGGAUGAAGGUAUCAGAUCGUUGGUCCCUUUUAUUUCAUGGGCUAUUCAAAAGGAAAAUCCACUUUUGAAAUUAAGAGUGGAGAAUUGUGACUUGUCCAGUAUUGGUGUCAGUGAACUUCUGGAGUGCCUCACAUAUGUUAAGCAACCACUUGAUGUGCUAUCUAUAGCGGACAAUCCUUUAGGGAGUUCUGUGGCAGCCGUAUUGGCCAAAUUCUUGGGUUCACAUGUAAGGGAUCUAAAUAUUGAAGAUAUUGACUUGGGAGCAUUAGGUUUCCAAAUUCUCGAGGAAGCAUUACCAAUGGAAGUAGCUCUUUCGCAUAUCAACAUCAGUAAGAAUCGUGGUGGGAUCAGAGCAGCAUACUUUGUUUCUAAAUUAAUAUUGCAAACGCCAAACCUCGUCUCAGUCAAUGCAGCAGCCAACAUUUUACCGCCUGAAUCAUUGGAGGUCAUUUGUAACACCUUGAAGCAGAGGACAUGUAAUUUGGAGCGAGUGGAUCUGACUGGCAACUUUCAUUUGUCAAGCACUAGUUUUCCUGCAUUCCUUGAAUUCAAGAAGCAUGGAAAGCCGAUUCUGGUUGUCCCAUCAAACUUGAGCACUUGUGCUCCAUACGAUGAUGACCCAUGACUAGUAUAUAUUGGUAACUGCUUAGUGCUUGUUUUGUCUCUCCAGAGCCAUGCUGUUGCUGCUGUAUUUGUUUUGUCAUCUGGCAUAGAUUGUAUAUGGUUGUGAUUGUUGGAUCAGGCUGGUUUAUUUCCUUGGCAUUGGAUAGGAAUGAUCUGUUCGACCUGGAUUUCGAGGUGACCAUUUUUAAUACUGCAACUACAUGCAUGAUAAUACAUCAGGCAAAGGGUAAUGCCUUUGAAGUUUUAAGGUCAUUUACUGCAAAAGGAGAACUGUGAGAACCGAGAUUUUGGAUGCAUGUGUACAAGCUCUGGAGUUUGGACAGUGGUCUGUAACUGUAAGGCAAGGUGCUUAUCCAUGGAGCCUUAUAGUUUGAUAUUUAUAAUGAAGAUGUGUUGGAAACUAGGAGAAGAUGAAUGGAACUAAGGUAGCCUAAUGGAAACAAGUUAAUUUUUCGAGAUGAUCAUGGCGCUCGGGCUUUGAAUUGGUUUGCGUUCCAUAGUAUGUUGAAUAGGUUGAUGACUUGUGUAUGUGUUCAUACUUCAUACGGCAACAAGCUAGAUUAAUUAUCAAAUAAUGAAAUUACACUACUCACCUUAUGCC
Messenger RNA from Setaria italica (foxtail millet), 2885 nucleotides. RefSeq names its product NLR family CARD domain-containing protein 3. The transcript is spliced from 15 exons. The record is from RefSeq and is a predicted model, not a curated record. The coding region runs from base 315 to 2285 and encodes 656 amino acids. Gene Ontology annotation, molecular function: protein binding. Lineage: Eukaryota; Viridiplantae; Streptophyta; Magnoliopsida; Poales; Poaceae.